UAUAAGGACAGUGGGCAGCGUGAUAACGAGGGACAGUGAGUGGUCCCGCAGCAAUAAGAAGAAACUCUCAUACACACACAAACUCGCCACUUUGAGUUUCUCAUCCAGGAGCAAGGAAGAUUGAGCUAUGCUAAGAGUUCAUUCUGGUUGGUAAGGUGCGAGUAGCGAAGGAUUCUGUAAGGUGGCAGGUGUGGACGUGAGGAGUGAGGCAGCAGGUGCGGGCGUGAGGAGUGAAGCAACAUGAAUGGUGAGCGCCUACUGUUGAUGGUGAUGGUUGCAGUCUGCCUUGAUUAUGCUGCUUCAGAGAAAGACUGGUGGAAUAUGAAUGAGAGAAUCAGGAAUGAGGUGCUGAAGAACUAUGACAAGCGCGUCCUGCCUGAGCGCAAUCACAAUGGCACCACACAGGUCUAUUUCGACUUUGUGGUGCGAGGCUUGUUGUUCGACGAGACCACCCAGGUCCUCCACCUCAACUUGUGGGUUCUCAUGUUCUGGCAUGACCCAAGACUGUCGUGGGACCCCAAGGACUACGGCGGGCUGCAUGAAGUUCACUUUCAGGAGGAUGAGCUAUGGAAACCCGACAUAACUGUCUACAACAAUGCAGAGACGUCGGAGAUAGACCACUACGCCAACACACAUAUGUUGGUAUUUCAUGGCGACGUUUUAUGGGUCCCGCCCGCACGUAUUGCCGUCGACUGCCCCAUGGACAUCACCUAUUGGCCCUACGACACACAGUCCUGUGAUGUUUACUUCGGGUCCUGGACUACUCACGGCUGGCAGGUCGAACUCAGUUACCCAAACUUCACAAGGAAGAUGACGGAUUUUUUCAACCUGAAGAAGUCAUAUCACUGGCGGAUUGUUAGCGGGGUCCUCCGGCGGUUGGACUUCAAGUACAAGUGCUGCCCGGAGCCCUACUUCACCAUGCACGCCGCCUUCAACAUCACCCGCGUGUCUCCCUCCUUUGCCUCCACUGUCAUCGUCCCUGCCUGUGUGGUAUCGGUCACAACACUGGUUCAAUUCCUGCUGCCCCUGACCCACCCCAGGCGGCUCUUGGUAGGGUGCACGGCCCUCCUCCUCACCCUCCUACAGCUCCUUUAUCUCGCCUACGCCAUCCCACCCCUUGGCACCUCCCUCCCCAUCAUCGUCAAGUUCUACGGGCAGACGCUGGCGGUGGUGGUGACGAGUGUGGUGAUAAGUGCGGGACUCAUUCGCCUGACUGAUGGUCCUCACCUUUCUAAUCCACCCCCACUCACCCUUAAGAAAGUACUCACUGGACCACUGGCCACUAUCCUCUGUCUACGGCAGUACACUGAUAAGGUUGGUCUGAGUGGGGGAGGGGGGGAGGACGGGGAGGUGCUGGAGGAGGUUCGCCCCGCCUCUUACCUCCAUGAGUGGAUCCUCGUCGCCGCCUCCGUCGACCGCCUCGCUGCUCUCACCUUCAUCGCCACCUUCGUCAUCACCCUCAUCGCCUACGUCGCCAGAGAGACUUGGAUCGUCUACGAAAGAAUCAAUCGUGGGAAGGAACGCGGGAGAAAGAUGGUGUGGCAGUUGGUGGUGAUGGCAGCGCUGACAGCAGCCACCAGCGUCUUUGCAGGGGAUACAGUCUGGAAAAAGGAGGACAAGCUGCGUGAAGACCUGCUAAAAAACUACAGCAAACACUCCCUCCCUCACCGCACCGUCAACGGCACGACCACUGCUUACUUCGGCUUCCAGGUUAUGGCCGUGUGGUUUGAGGAAGGCAAAGAGAUAUUGAAUGUCAACGCCUGGAGCAGAAUGGUUUGGCACGACCCGCAUUUAGUCUGGGACACCAAACAAUACGACGGGAUUAAUGUGUUGCACGUACAUUACCAAACGAUAUGGAAACCAGAGAUCUACCUCUAUAACAACGCGGACCUGUCAUCGGUGAACCACUUCUCGGGGACCAAGGCGCUGGUGUACUCAACAGGGGAGGUGCUGUGGGUGCCCCCGUCCCUCUUCAAAGCUCUCUGCCCAUUAGACUACACGUACUGGCCCUACGAGACUCAGACCUGUGAUCUUUUCUUCGGUGCCUGGACCUACAACGGCUGGCAGGUCGACUUACAGCUUUAUCAUAAUCAGUCUUCAGUGUUGGCAGGUAACAACAAGUUAUCCCGCUCAUGGAUGAUGGUGAGCGGCAAAAUCCAAAAACAUGUAAUACAAUACAAGGACAUGCCGCCCUACAGCCUCCUCCAAGUGAGCCUUGUCUUAACCAGGACCUCCCCCUCCUUCACCAGCACCGUCGUCCUUCCUGCCUGUGUGAUCUCGGUGUUGACGCUGGUACAGUUCGUGCUGCCCCUGCGGGAGCCGCGAAGACUGACGCUAGGGUGCAUGAGUCUGCUCCUGACCCUGCUGUUGCUGCUCUACCUGGCCACCAUCAUCCCGCCCACCGCCACUUCCCUCCCUAUUAUUGUCAAGUUCUACGGACAGACGCUAGUGGUGGUGGUGGUGAGUGUGUGUGUUAGUGCCAGCCUCCUGCGUUUGACUGACAGCCGCCACCCUGCGUCCACCGCGCCACCACCGACACUCCUCAAGACCAUCCUCACUGGACCACUCGGCACCAUCCUUUUCCUACAACGCUACACCGACAAGGUUGGUCUGAGCGGGGGAGGGGGGGAGGACGGGGAGGUGCUGGAGGAAGCUCGCCCCGCCUCUUACCUCCAUGAGUGGAUCCUCGUCGCAGCCGCCGUCGACCGCCUCGCUGCUCUCACCUUCGUCGCCACCUUCGUCAUCACCCUCAUCGCCUACGUCUCCAGAGUCUAAUAAACUUUACUCAGAUCUGAAAUACAAAAAAAAAGAACAAUGACAUGAAUAAGUGAAAACCUGUAAGUGUUCGCCACUAAGUGUACUCCACCCAUUGUUUUGUUACGAGUGACCAUAUUGUCAUUAAUAUUAAAUAUAUUCUACUUCUUCCCAUUUUUUAGUUUAAUAAUCUUUCUUGUUGUGAAUGGGUCGUCACAAUUUUGGCAAAAUCAUGUUGUCUAAAUUGUUGGUUUUAAUCUCUCCUAGGAGUACCAACACAGUAGAAAUAAAGGGAAGUAUCACAUACACUACGUUUACAAUAUUAAGUAUACAUGAAGUAGAUCAAAUAAAUAUAUAAAUUAUGAUAAAGUGAACCAGUCAAUUUUAUCUCUGUGAGGGCAGUAGCAGCACUGUACUGAGUUAUGUUUCGUGCGUGUUUUGUCAACCUUACCAUGAUAAUUAUUUCUGAUUUCUUUCAUCAUAUUAAUGUGUCAUGUCUCACCAACAUCUCUCUGCGGGAAAAAGAUUACCGACACACAGACGUCCUCCAUCCUAGCGCCUAUCCUCCCCAUGCAACAUAGAGUUCAGGCAAGAGAAGGCUUCAGUCAACCAAACACACAUUUCCGAGAUGUGACGUCAUAAGCCCAUGAUUUUUCCCACAAUGUUUGCCCAUAUAAGCCCCAGUCGGCCUGCUCCUGCGGCACUGUCUCUAGUACUCCACACUCACUCUCUCAGGGGUACUCUCUGCUCUCCCUCUCUCUUUCGACAGCCUGUGCGUGUGUGUAAUUACUCGCGAUUUCUACGGUGCCCGUCUCUACCUAGCGUCUGUCUCCCUUACGUGCUACCUAAGACUUAAAAAACUGUACUCCAUUAUGUGAACAGUUAUUAUUAUAUCUCAUUUAUUAGUUAUAUCAGGCCCCAGAUCCUUCGUACUUUUUGACCGCCAUUAUACGGGACCACCACAGUGCUCUUAUCCUUAUAUCUAUUUUGUCAUCAUUUACUCAUUUAAAUUCUUGUUCAUCUGGCUCUACCUGGCGUGAGACUGGUGUCUGGUCCUGACCCGGCCUAUCCAGUUCAUGACAUUUGUAUACAUGUAUAAAUUAAUGAUAAUUAUAAGAAAAUAACUGUU
Homarus americanus (American lobster) is the source of this 3883-nucleotide messenger RNA. RefSeq lists its product as uncharacterized. Gene Ontology annotation, molecular function: extracellular ligand-gated monoatomic ion channel activity; neurotransmitter receptor activity; transmembrane signaling receptor activity. The record is from RefSeq and is a predicted model, not a curated record. Gene Ontology annotation, biological process: signal transduction; regulation of membrane potential; chemical synaptic transmission. The coding region runs from base 241 to 2775 and encodes 844 amino acids. Gene Ontology annotation, cellular component: synapse; membrane; neuron projection. NCBI's taxonomy places the organism in Eukaryota, Metazoa, Arthropoda, Malacostraca, Decapoda, Nephropidae. The transcript is spliced from 17 exons.